CCCCCCUGGCACCACCACCAUCCCCCUCACCGCAACCCACCGCGGCAGCGAAGCAAGAAAUGCCCCACCGCCCCACCACCACCACCUCCGCCGCCGCCACCUAUUCCCAUAAAACCCCCCUCGCACCACCACCCUCACCGACACCCACCGCCGCAGCCGUAGAAGCAGAAGCCCCGUCGCCACCACCCAGCGCGGUGGCGGCGAAUCAAGACAGGCACCUCCGCAACAUCCUGGACGCCCUGGUUGGCAGCGGAGACUACGGCGGGUGGGCCAACCUCCUGUCCUCCGCCAACCCCUCCGACCUACCCCUCACCGCCACCCUCUUCGUCCCCUCCAACGACGCCAUCUCCGCCCCCGCCGCCACCCUCGACCCCCUCCUCGUCGCCUACCACAUUGUCCCCCAGCGCCUCACCUUCUCCCAGCUCCGCCACCUCACCAUCCCCACCCGCCUCCCCACCCUCCUCCCCUCCAAUUCCAUCCUCCUCACCGGAAACUCGCCCGAUAAUUUCACCGUCGACGGAUCCCACAUCACUCAACCCGACAUCUUCCUCAACUCCGCCUUCGCUGUUCACGGACUCGAUAGGCUGCUCAACUACUCCGUUUACGGCGGCAGCAGCCCCCUCUCGCUCGCGCCGGAGAGCAGCGACGACGGCGCCAACCUUGUCGAGGGAAGGCAGCGGCCCCGGCCACGACUGCCGAAGCGGAGGCGGUCGCCGCCGCCGCCGGGGAACGGAGGCGACUGGGUGCCGGACAUUCCGGACGUAACUUCCCCGGGUCUAAAGGCCGGCGCGUGGCGUCCGUGCGGUGGAAUUCCGGCGGUUGUGAUUUCUUGCUUUUUUGUGUUUUUCGGAUUCAUGAUUCGUUGAGAUUUCGCGCGCGAAAUGUGGGUGGUUGGAAUUUCUUGAUUUUGUAACAUUUCUUUGAUUCACAAUGAAUUUGAUUCCCCCGUU
Salvia splendens (bonfire salvia) is the source of this 950-nucleotide messenger RNA. Its product is annotated as FAS1 domain-containing protein SELMODRAFT_448915-like. The coding region runs from base 60 to 866 and encodes 268 amino acids. The transcript has a single exon. NCBI's taxonomy places the organism in Eukaryota, Viridiplantae, Streptophyta, Magnoliopsida, Lamiales, Lamiaceae. The record is from RefSeq and is a predicted model, not a curated record.